CCAGGUGCGCGAUGCCGCGGCCAAGAGUGCCUCAGCCCUUCUGAGCGCCGCGGCGCCGGAGCUGUUCAUUGAUGGCGAGCCCAGUGCAGCAGUUGAAGGAUCCAGUGGAUGUUCCCAACAGCCGUCCCAAAGCUCCAACGACUUUGCAAGGCGCCUCAUUCGACAGUUUGCUCGUGGGAAGUCCUUCCGCAACCGGAUGUUGUACAUCCGUAUGUGCGACUCAAUCAUCCGAGAAGCGCCUCUGCACGUCUUUACGGAAUUUUUCAUGCGACCUUUACUAUGGUUGACCUUGGACCCGGUGAAGAAUGUGCGGCUCUGUUGGGCCACAGUGAUUCUACCACACCUGCGAAAGGUGGGGCGAUUGGGUCAACAACGGAUGGUUCUGGCAGCGGCGGUGCGGCUGCGAAGCACGCUGGAUCGCGAGGUGCACCGGGUGUUGGAGGAAGCCAAAUUGCCAGAUGUCUCUGAAGCAGAGAUAGCAGAACUUCCAGAUCCAGAGACUGACCUCGAUGAUUCCGACGGCGGUGACAUGACUGGCCAAGAAGGUGAAACUGGAAGCAGUUCUGAGUGCGGCAACGUCCAGGUGAGAGAAGCCUCGGACCAGAACGAACUCCUUAAGGCCCCCGAACUCGCCAAGAAACGAUUGGAGGAGCUGGCAAAGAAAGCUGGGCUGCGGGAUACACAGGAAAUCAGAUCUGUAGUCAAAAAGCUCACCGUGGAGAUUGUCGAGGCCUGGCAGAGAAAUCGAGCUGCCAAGCUGCGUGGACAGGUGGAUUGUGGUCAAAUCCAGCGUGCAAAGGCAGACCCUUCGGUGGUGGGUUUUCUGCCUGUGGGCGUCAGCAAGCAACGAGGGAGGCUUGGUCAAAUGGUCUCGCCCUUUAUGCUUUUCACGCCCAAGGACCUCCAGUCCUUUGCCACUGAAACGGGAUCUGCUGGGGGAAAAUUGUUGCCAGAACGACCAUUGGAACUGGUUUGGCAGGCAGCAAAGAUCAAGAAGUCGGAAGUAGGAUCUGAUGGCCUUCCUACCGAUGCAUAUUUUCAGAGGAGAAGUGCCAUCUACCACAAGGGCCAAGUCCAACGUCGCUACAUUCCCACCGAAGAGAUUGGGGGCGCCAUCCUGUCAUAUCGAACACAGGCUCCCGUGAAGUACAUCGAGUCCCGGAAAUUUUAUUGCUGUGCAUAUACCAAAGCUGUUGUGGAGACGGAAUCCUACCAGUUUCUGCAACAUCUUUGCCAGGAUGGUUUCAAUCUACUCCUCCUUGGACCAGAUGGUCAUUCGUGCUUGGAGCGGGAGCGACCGAUGGACGAGAGUGAAGUGAAGCAGGCGCUGUGCGAUGCCUACAACGAUCCCAGCAAACAAUUUGGACACGAGCGGGUUUUGUUGGCGAUGCUGACACAGCAGUGUCCAUGGGCAGAUGCCCCAGAUCCCACUGGCGAAUUGGCUUUGUGCCCCUGA
Cladocopium goreaui is the source of this 1456-nucleotide messenger RNA. Lineage: Eukaryota; Dinophyceae; Suessiales; Symbiodiniaceae. The record is from the annotation of a GenBank genome assembly.